AUGACCUUCGAUCUGGCUAAAUACUCCAGUAACUUGCAAAUUGGGGCCAAAUUCCAUGAUCUUUCCAUCUUUUCCGCCACCGGUGAUCACAUUUCCAUCUUUAAGUACACAUAUGGAAAAGACUGGACCUUCAUUUUUGACGUGCGUGGCAAGCCCCUCUCGCAGGCUCGCCACUGGUCAGCACCGGAAGUGUUCGGCUCCCGCGCCUACUUCCGGACCGUAUCUGAGCCUGCGCAGUUGGUGGUGGACGAUGUGCGCAGACACGACGAGGGGAUCUACAGGUGCAGAGUGGACUUUCGCAAUGCGCAGACUAGGAGUUUCAGAUACAAUCUCACCGUUAUAGGAGGAUUAUCUGUGGUAUACCAUAAGUGUACCGUAUGA
Messenger RNA from Acanthoscelides obtectus, 381 nucleotides. The record is from the annotation of a GenBank genome assembly. Lineage: Eukaryota; Metazoa; Arthropoda; Insecta; Coleoptera; Chrysomelidae.